Molecule: messenger RNA, 1693 nt
Organism: Hypoxylon trugodes
Lineage: Eukaryota; Fungi; Ascomycota; Sordariomycetes; Xylariales; Hypoxylaceae
Product: Sin3 associated polypeptide p18-domain-containing protein
Exons: 3
Coding region: 363-1124 (253 amino acids)
Biological process (GO): negative regulation of DNA-templated transcription
Cellular component (GO): nucleus
Molecular function (GO): transcription corepressor activity; transcription factor binding
Source: RefSeq, a predicted model, not a curated record
GUAGUGGGGUGGGACCUUAUAACUCUAUUUAACUUGCGCCCACAGCGGUUUCUCCCCUUUGUAGGUAUUAAUCUUAUCGGUGAAGCUGCGGGCUCCCGCGUUUGCUUUCGCUCCUAAAACAUUAGAAAUCUGGAUUCUGCAUUUGGAGCUUGUUCAACAAACGGCUCCGACGUCCUCGGCUUUGAAGAUCUGAAUUUCGAAACCGCAUUAUUUAUUCACUCUUCACAAAUCACUCCUUUCUAGAAUUCAACUACGUCAACUUGUUUUCGUAGCAACAUGAUAUAACAGUGUCUACUAGGUUGUCCCCCCGAAGGUGCUACUCGGACACCACCACUAACCACCUUCUACCACCAUCACUAACCAUGGAUCGUCACACAACACCGCCGUUUAUGCUACGGCUAUUCUAUCGAACCGGCGCGUUUCACAGACCCGACGAGUUCACUACGUCACCUCUUCCGCCGCAUAUCACCAUCCACACCUGGCCCGAUUGCACUUUAACAGAACUCACAUACAUCAUCGCCGCCGCGAGACCUGGCCUCCUCCCCGACCCAGCUAUUGGCACGCGCCUAGUCUUCCGUCUCAUAUUCCCCGAUACACGAGGCAGCAACGCCGUCGCCGCGGGCCACCAUAGCGCUUCUGCAAAAUACACUGUCAAAGACUUGGGGAGUGUAGUAAUAGGGGGUGGUAGUGGGGGCAACGGGAAUCGGGGAAGAGGUCUGGAUCCCGAGGACCCAGAGGCUGAGGGUGGGGAGGAUCCAGACGCUGCUGGGGUUGAUAAUGAUGGUGACAAGACCCUAGGAGAGUCUAGGUUCGUUGUUGGUGAUUAUAUCUCUUGCGCUGUCCUACACCCGCUGCCUGAUGGGUCUGUUGCGCCUGCAUCUAGUGCUAGGACUGGCCCUAGUACCAACCCCAGAGAACCCAGAUACUCUGCGGGAAGACCUCCAAGCGGCUCGUUUGGGAGCAGGGAGCAUGAAAACGGGCAUGUUCGACCUGGUAGGUCAAGGAACAGCGGAAGAGGAUUCGAUGGGUUUGGUAACAUACCCAUGGGUGAGUGGAGAAGAGGAGAAAGACUACCUGACCCGCCUGCAAUGGGCCGAGGUAGAGGAGGAAGACAACGGUUUUGAUAUACCGUGGAUGUCAUCAUGGUGGUGUGGCUUACGAUGGCCUCUAAGAUGGGGGACGGCCGGGUUCCAAAUCAGACCGGUAGACAAUGGAUGGUAGAAAAAAUAUGGGAAGAAUGGUAUAGAUAUGUUCCGUGAGGACCAAUGAAAGAAUCGCAACACUAUGUCUGAGCUUCGCUGCUAGACGCGAAUUGAUACCCGAAUGCUCCGUUUGACAUUCAACAAAGAAAUCAUUGCAGAUACCCAACAUCGCCUGCAGUUUUGUACUUUUUCACAUUUCAUAUUUCUGAUGAUAUUGCAUAGUUUGGGGUCUGGUGCAUGGGAAUUGGGUGAGGGAGCAUUUGCAUCAUUAAAAGUUUGCUAUAUCAUUUCUUAUUCGAUGGGUGUUAUUAUUUAUCUCAACUUUAUAUGGCAGCAUUUUAUCACCAAUUGACAUGGCCUAUCAUGGCAAUUAUGAGUGACUUCUAUUCUACUUCGUGAAAGGAUCAUAGUUUGUGAGAGGGAACAAUUUACGACAUCAAUCGAUUUAAAUUUAUCUCCCAUCUAGAAAAAUAUGCCCAUUGCCAGUUGCC